Molecule: messenger RNA, 3138 nt
Organism: Myiozetetes cayanensis
Lineage: Eukaryota; Metazoa; Chordata; Aves; Passeriformes; Tyrannidae
Exons: 2
Coding region: 1812-3137 (441 amino acids)
Source: RefSeq, a predicted model, not a curated record
GAAACAAGCAGGUACCUCCUCCUGGGGUAAGAAAUGGGCAGGUACCUCCCCCUGGGGUAAGAAAUGGGCAGGUACCUCCUCCUGGGGUAAGAAAUGGGCAGGUACCUCCCCCUGGGGUGAGAAAUGGGCAGGUACCUCCCCCUGGGGUAAGAAAUGGGCAGGUACCUCCCUCUGAGGUGAGAAAUGGGCAGGUACCUCCCCCUGGGGUGAGAAUGAACAGGUACCUCCUCCUGGGGUGAGAAAUGGGCAGGUACCUCCCCCCAGGGUUGAGAAUGAACAGGUACCUCCUCCUGGGGUGAGAAAUGGGCAGGUACCUCCCCCUAGGCUGAGGAGUGAACAGGUACCUCCCCCUGGGGAGAGAAUGAACAGGUACCUCCUACUGGGCUGAGGAGUGAAUAGGUACCUCCCCUGGGGUGAGGAAUGAACAGGUACCUUCCCCUGGGUGACAAUGAACAGGUACCUCUCCCUGGGAUGAGGAACGGGCAGGUAACUCCCCCUGGGUUAGAGUGAACAGGUACCUCCCCCUGAGGUGAGAAUGAACAGGUACCUUCCCCUGGGGUGAGAAGUAACAGGUACCUCCCCCUGGGGUGAGAAUGAACAGGUACCUCCCCUAGGGCUGAGAAGUGAACAGGUACCUCCUCGUGGGGUGAGGAACAAACAGGUACCUCCCCCCAGGCUGCCACCCAUGGUGGGAGGCUCUGGAUGCCCGUGGGAGGCUCUGGGUGUCCCUGUGCUGCUCUAGAUGUCCAUGGGAGGCUCUGGGUGUCCGUGGGAGGCUCUGGAUGCCCGUGGGAGGCUCUGGAUGUCCCUGUGCUCCCGUGUCUGUCUGUGCGGCUGCGGCGUGGCCGGGAAAGGGGGCGGGGUGGUUGUCAGAGUUUUAUUUAAUAAAGGAGCUUCCUCCCAUCCGUUUUACUGAUGUUGUACAGAGAAAAAAAAAAAAAAAAAACAAAACCAACCCUCAGUGGGCAAAUGAAGCGGGCUGCACUUGUGAGUUUUUGGCUGUUUGAUGCUGUUCAGUGAGAUGUAAUUACGGAGAUAAAAGUUUAAGUCCCGCUCGCACGGGAAUUGGACGGGGCCUGAAACUGGGACACAUUUCCCUGGGACACGGCUGGAUGGCAGGGCUGGGCUGGCAGCACUCACAGAGCGUGGGGGUGGGAUGGUUUCCUGCCCAGUUUUGUGUUUGCAGGGCCGGGGAAGGGCUGGGCUGUUCCCUCGGGCUCCCAGCUGAGCUCUGGGCUCCCCAACCCGGCCCCUGCCUCGUCCCGUCCCUUCCCACGGGCAUUGCUGGGGACUGGGGGUGCUGGGAUUUGUCUGAGCUCAAACUGCAGUGUGUAGGAGAAACAUCUCCCUCCCAAACCGGAGCUGCUUCCCCUGCACAGGUUUGUCCCUGGGGAGUCCUGGGGAGUCCUGGCUCUUUGGUGCCUUUAAUUGAUCGCACCUUGAAACUGAAAAACGUCUCCUUCGGUCAGCGCUGGGGCUGGGCUGGUUGUCCCUGGUGCCACCAGAGCAGGGAGGGAGCAGAGCCCACCUCGGUGCCCCCGUGGUUGGUGCUGCUGAGGAGGGGGGCUCUCCCUGGGCUGGUGGAAGUGCAGUGAUUGCUGCUCCUGCACUCUGAGAGGGGAAGGGAAACAGAGAGCAAAGCACUGGGCAGGGUGGGGCGUGAAACAGCCGAGAAACAACCCGUUUAUCCAUCACUCUGGGUUUAGGUCUGGAGAAUAAACGUGUUCCUGGGUGACAGCCCCCGAGGGGGAUGUUCCACGGUGGGGGUCACUGCCUGGGCUCUGCCCUCCCCAAGGGAUGUGCCCCUGGGGAUGGAGGGGACUUUCCUGGCUCCUCAGCUGAUCCGUGUUGUCUCUUCUUCCAGGGAUAACGUUAGUUCAGGCUGCUCCAAGCCUUGGACACUUCCAGGGAUCCAGGGGCAGCCACAGCUUCUCUGCCCAACCUGGGCCAGGGCCUGCCCACCCUCCCAGCCAGGAAUCCCUUCCCAAUCUCCCAUCUCUCCCUGCCCUCUGGCAGUGGGAAGCCAUUCCCUGUGUCCUGUCCCCCCAUCCCUUGUCCCCAGUCCCUCUCCAGCCCUCCUGGAGCCCCUGGAUGGGACUCAGCAGCCUCCUCUUCUCGUGAACAUCGGGCAGCCGAGCCAGGGGCUUUGCCAGAGGCUCUGGGAGCACUUUCAGCUCCCUCAGCAGGGCUGGUGUCACCUGCCUGGUGUCACCAUCGAGGACCUGCACCAGGGACUCGGAGCUCUUUGGAUCAGCUCUAGUGAGGUCCCUGAACUCUUCUCCUCCGAGCCUGCUUGGGAUAGACCUGGAAAAUCCCCUGGGGAAACAGUGCUUGAGGGAAAACAGCCUUGGCUGCUCCUGCUUUUGCCCCCCUCGGCCUGGCUGUGCUGUGUCAGAGCAGGGCCUGAGGGGACACGGAGGAUGCUCCGGGUGGGACAGGGACAGGACAGGAGAGAACGGCCUCCAGCUGUGCCAGGUUGGAUAUUGGGACAAUUCCUUCCUGGAAAGGGCUGUGCAGCCCUGGCACAGCUGCCCAGGGCAGGGGGGGAGUCCCAUCCCUGCAGGGAUUUAAAAUCCCUGUGGAUGUGGCACUCGGGGACGGGGCCAGCGGUGGCCAGGGCAGUGCUGGGGGAACAGCUGGGCUGGGUGGACUCUGAGGGUUUUAUUCAACCCAAAUUAUUGCCAGUGCCCGUGGCAGCUCUCUGCUUGUGGGGAAGGUCCCUGUGGGUGUGUAAAGACCCUCUGGCCUACCCAGGUGUGGUCAGACCCGGCUUUGGAGCUCUCUGGGCUCCAGGGGAGCGGCCGGGCUGUCCCUGCCCCACGAGUGGAGGUUCUCAGGAACUCGCUGCUCACCCUCCAAGGGUCAGAGCUGGGGGCUGUGCUUCAGGCUGGAGACUUCCAAAUCCACCCCCUCCCUCCCCAUGUCCCAGUAGGGACACUGCCCUGCCCCUGUCCCUUGGGGUGUGUCCCUGGCAACCCCCAAAUGGCUUCUCCCCCCCGGGUCUGGACUCGGGGGGCUCAGGUACUGCAGUGGGUGUGAACUCCGGUCUGUUCAAUGCUAUUACUGAAAUAUUUAUUGUGUUCAAAACCAAACAAACACACAAACAAACAAACCUAUUAAAGAUCAGUAAAGAAUAAA